GGAAAGUGGCGAAUGCUAGUGAAGUGAAUAAUCAAGCCCCAUGGAAACAUAAACGUUCAAGACGUAACAAUGAACCAACUUAUCUGAAAGACGAUGGUGUCAAUUAUGGGAAGAAAAAUAGGAUCGUUAGUAUGAUGAAUAAAGAGAACAUUAGUAGGGAGGGAGAAUAUGUACCUGACAUUCGAAUAAUGAAUGAAGAUCCAAAAG
Racocetra persica is the source of this 207-nucleotide messenger RNA. The record is from the annotation of a GenBank genome assembly. Lineage: Eukaryota; Fungi; Glomeromycota; Glomeromycetes; Diversisporales; Gigasporaceae.